GAGCAGCGCAGGCGCGGGGCGGGCUGAGGAACCCCGUCUGCUGGCCGCCCCACAGAGGAGAAGCGCUUCCUCUUGCACUCUGGGUCACCGAUGAGUAAAUAAACCCAUAGCAGAGCCGUGGUGUGGGGCUGGCCGAGCCUCACUUCCCCCGCUCCUGCCCCUGAGCAGUUGGGGUCUCUCGGCCCCUCCACCACGCUCCCCAUGUUCUGCUGCAGCCCCAGCCCUGCUCGCUCCCCUCCCAGCCGGGCCCUUCGGCUGUUGCCGCAUCCCCUCCAUCUGGGGCAAAGUCCCCCCGGCUCCGUCGGCAGUCCUUCCUCAUUUCCUUCCUCCUCGCAUCCCUCCAGCCAUCCCAUCCGUCCCUCCGCACCGCGCUUACCGGCAGGGUCUGCGGGAUGGGGCUCCCCGCGCGGCUCUUCUUGGAGAUGGAGGGGGUCUUCAUCAACUCACGCUUCUUCCGGGAGAACAUGGCUAUAGGGCGGCCCUGGGGGGGCCCCGCGCUGCCAGCACCGCUCUGCUACCCCUCCGGCAGCAUUCGCUGGGGCCAACUGUCAGCGCAGCGCAUGUGACGCCGCCUUAUUUCCUCAUUGGGUUCGCAGGCAAAGCUGAAACAGGAAAAGCCAAAUGUGCGGCGAGGACACGAGGCCGGGAGGAAGGGGGUCUCCGGCCGCCCCCCCCCCCCGCCUCCCGGUGCCGUGCGGGGCUCAGCGUGCGGGUGCCGGGCUUUCCUCGUGGAGUUUUGCGGCCCAGGGAGGACGGAUUCCCCGGGCGCGGGGCUGUGGGGCCGUCAGGUCCCUCUGUUAACUGAUGGAUGCGCAGUGCAGGGUUGUGGGGCUCCAGCGCUCGGCUCAGCCCGGCCCGGCCCCGCUCUCACCGCGGGUCCCCGCCCACACCUGUGGGCCCCCCCUCCCCAGGACCCCACCCACGACGCCCCCACCCGCAGCACAACGCAGCCGUGCAGCCCUCGGUCACCUUCCGCAAGCUCGCCCAGAAGUACGACCCACAGAAGGAGGCUGAGCUGCGGACGUGGAUCGAAAGCGUCACCGGGCGGCAGAUCGGGGCUGACUUCCAGAAGGGGCUGAAGGAUGGGGUCAUCCUCUGCGAGCUGAUGAACAAAUUGCAGCCCAACUCGGUGAGGAAGAUCAACCGCUCGGCACUGAACUGGCACCAGCUCGAGAACCUCUCCAACUUCAUCAAGGCCAUGGUCAGCUACGGCAUGAACCCCGUGGACCUCUUCGAAGCCAACGACCUCUUUGAGAGUGGGAACCUGACACAGGUGCAGGUGUCACUGCUGGCACUGGCGGGCAUGGCCAAAACCAAAGGGCUGCAGAGCGGUGUGGACAUCGGUGUGAAAUACUCGGAGCGGCAGCAACGAAACUUUGAUGAGGCCAAGAUGAAGGCUGGGCAAUGCGUGAUCGGGCUGCAGAUGGGCACCAAUAAGUGUGCCAGCCAGUCUGGCAUGACGGCCUAUGGCACCAGGAGGCACCUCUACGACCCCAAGAACCAGAUCCUGCCUCCCAUGGACCACUCCACCAUCAGCCUGCAGAUGGGCACCAACAAAUGUGCCAGCCAGGUGGGCAUGACAGCACCCGGCACCCGGCGGCACAUCUACGACGCCAAGAUGGGGCUGGAGAAGUGCGACAACUCCUCCAUGUCACUGCAGAUGGGCUCCAACCAGGGUGCCAACCAGAGCGGGCAGGUCUUCGGUUUGGGCCGCCAGAUCUACGACCCCAAAUACUGCCCACAGGGCACCCCGGGGGACGCAGCCAACGCCGCCGGAGAGCCGGGCGCCGACCCCCCCGGGUACCACUAUUACCACCAGGAGGAGAGCUGCUGAGCAGGGCUGUCCCCAUGCGGUCCCCCUCGCAGCCACAUUCCGGCCUCAAUUCAUCAUUCCCUCUUUUUAAACUUCAUGGUUUGGUUGUUUUUUUUUUCUCUUUUUUAAGUAACGUUAAAAGGAAUCUAUUUUUCUGGGAAGGGACUUGGCCGUGCUGCAGCCCUGCAGCUUUGCCCACCCCCUUGUCCUGUGCUGGAAGGGUCCGGGGCUGUGGGCAUCCCACGUUCUCCUAUCAUUCCCUAAAAGCAAAGCUGGAAGUGCUGUUUUUUGGAGGACUCUUGGGACCAAUGUUUCAGAUCCCAUCUCAGCUGGGUGCCCCCGCACUGUGGGGCGAUGCUGCGUGAGGUGGGGGCAGCCUCGGGCCGGGCAGGGGGCUUCUUCCAACCACGUGGGGUUUUUAAUGCAGAUGCUCUUAUAUUGAAAGCUUCUUUUUUUUUUUUAAAAAAAAAAAAAAAAAAGGAAGGAAAAAAAGAGAAGAAACAGAAGGAAUCGA
Molecule: messenger RNA, 2327 nt
Organism: Gallus gallus (chicken)
Lineage: Eukaryota; Metazoa; Chordata; Aves; Galliformes; Phasianidae
Gene: CNN2
Product: calponin 2
Exons: 7
Coding region: 809-1834 (341 amino acids)
Biological process (GO): actomyosin structure organization
Molecular function (GO): actin binding
Source: RefSeq, a predicted model, not a curated record